Messenger RNA from Stylophora pistillata, 612 nucleotides. RefSeq lists its product as uncharacterized. The record is from RefSeq and is a predicted model, not a curated record. Lineage: Eukaryota; Metazoa; Cnidaria; Anthozoa; Scleractinia; Pocilloporidae.
AUGGUCAAAGAUGAAGUCAAAAAACUCACGGAAGAUUUUGUUGUAUCGACCCAUGUUGCCCCCCGCUGUAUAUUGAAGAUCAUUGACCGUGAUCAAUACGGUCCUAUCCCCAAAUCCUCCACCCUGUUCGCUCUGACCUCGAUGUUUCACCACUGGUCACAAGCUACAGACGGUACAGGUGCAACCGCUGAAGUCGUGUUAUUUGACUAUCGCAAGGCCAUUGAUCUCAUCGAUCAUAAGAUACUUGUCGCUAAGAUCAUCGGUCUCGACAUGCCGCACAGCAUCAAAAUCUGGGUGACUGAUUUUUUGACGAAUCGACACCAAAGCGUCAAGUUGUCCUCUGACUGCUUCUCUGAGUGGGGCCCAGUCCCCGCCGGAGUUCCUCAUGGGACCAAGUUCGGCUCAUGGCUUUUCUUGCUCAUGAUCAAUGAUCUCAACGUUGUCGCUCCCACGUGGAAGUAUGUUGACGAUACGACAAUCUCCCAAACCAUACCCCGCGACUCCCUGGGUGACGUACAUCACGCUGUUACUGCUGUGGAGGAAUGGUCUUGGUCUCAGUGGAUGCAGCUCAAUGCCGACAAGUGCAAGGAGAUGAUUAUUGACUUCAAGUAG